GGUAAAACUAAAGCGGGACGCUCCUUACGGCGCCUCUUAUAGUAUGUGAUUUGGUAUUUAACGUUAACACGUCCAACUUCAUUUUAAUUCAUGCAUUUUCUUUUCAUUAGCGCCUGGAUACUGAGCCCGUUUGACAACCGAGUGCGGUGCUGCUGGGUCCGAGGCUGUGCAGAGAGCCACUAUGGGAGUGUCGUGGACGCACCUGUGGCUGCUCGUGUGGAAGUGCUACGUGAUCGUGGUGAAGCGCCACUGGGUCGCCUUCAUCAUGGAGCUGCUGGCGCCCGCCGCGGUGUCCCUGACGCUGGUGUUCGCACGCCAACACAUGGACUACUCGCGCGUGCUGAACGUGACGCACUUCGAGCCGUUCCCCGUGCAGAGGCUGCCGCCGCGCUUCCACGUGCCACCGCCCAGCGCUCCUCGCUGGCUGCUGCUCUACGCGCCGGAGACCAACGCCACCGCAGCUGUGCUCGGGGCGAUUGCCGAAAACUCCAACCCGCCCCUCAUGGUGCAAGGAUUCAAGACGGAGGAGGCUAUGGUAAACCACUACACGGCCGCGAUGGCGCACCGGGACUCCAUCCUGGGAGGCGUCGUCUUUGUCGGCCUCAAUCUGAACGAAAGUGGGACAUUGCCCCUGGACAUCCAUUUCAAGGCAAGUAUCACAAGCUGCCAAUGCUCCUUACACCAUAUUAGAGCUCAUUUUGGGGAUUGAGUUCCCGCCCAUUGGGCAAACUGGAAUGCCUUUUCUGGGGA
This is a messenger RNA of Dermacentor silvarum, 750 nucleotides long. RefSeq lists its product as uncharacterized. The transcript is spliced from 2 exons. The record is from RefSeq and is a predicted model, not a curated record. Bases 182 to 709 code for a protein of 175 amino acids. Lineage: Eukaryota; Metazoa; Arthropoda; Arachnida; Ixodida; Ixodidae.